This is a messenger RNA of Lemur catta (Ring-tailed lemur), 1058 nucleotides long. RefSeq names its product P2R1A-PPP2R2A-interacting phosphatase regulator 1-like. Gene Ontology annotation, biological process: mitotic G2/M transition checkpoint. The record is from RefSeq and is a predicted model, not a curated record. Gene Ontology annotation, cellular component: nucleus; cytoplasm. NCBI's taxonomy places the organism in Eukaryota, Metazoa, Chordata, Mammalia, Primates, Lemuridae. Bases 132 to 968 code for a protein of 278 amino acids. The transcript has 12 exons. Gene Ontology annotation, molecular function: protein serine/threonine phosphatase inhibitor activity.
GGAGGAUGCUGAUGAGGAAAGGAGGACAGUGAUAAGAGGCCUGGGACAGAUGGUAGCAGACUGGGAUGUACGAGGAGAGAAGUAGCAUAAGAAUCUAGGCGUGGAUUUAAGCAAACCAGUUCCCCACAAUCAUGGCGUAUUACUGUGGAACCGGAAGAGCUGAUCAUGAAACACAGCUAGUUGACUUGUCCUUAAUGGAACGGGAGCCACAAUGCCUUGAGAACUUCCAACUAAGCCGUAGCUUCUUCCUCGACACGGACAUGAUGCAGGAGAAAAUGGAACUGAGUUUGGAGCUGCUUCCAAGUUCCACCACCACUGACUGCAACAACCUGAGACGAUCCAACAGCGCCCCUUUGAUCAAUGGACUUAGUGACAGCUCACAGGUGUUCCAAACUGACACGUUAAGAAUUAGAAGAAACAGUGCAACAUGUAUGAGUCAACAGUGUCUGUUGUUGCCACCUUCGCCCAUUUGUAAUUCCAUCAGCCGCCUUCAUCAAAUCAAACAGGAAGAAGGCAUGGAUUUAAUAAAUAGAGAAACAGUGCAUGAAUGGGAGGUACAGAAUGCACUAUGGAUAAGUCAAUCUUGGGACGAAAGUUUGAGCCUGAAUGACAACGAUCUAGAGGAAUCAUCCUCUCUAGAGUGCAUUGAUUCAAUUCUGGUAUCCCCAGUGGCUUCUCCCACCAGGGGGAUUGGGAAGCAAUGUUUUUCUCCGUCUUUACAAACUUGUGUGAGUUGCACCGGUUUGCCUACAAGUCCUAUUCCCAGUCCUUCACGACAAUUUACAAUAAGAAGUCAAAGCCCCACCAACAUUCUUAGACCAAGUAUCCUUGGAAAAAGAAAAGGUGAAAUGGCACUUGAAUAUCAGCCAAAGAGGUUUUUCCAAGGCACAACCAACAUGCUUUCUUCUGAUAUUUCCCAACUGUCAGAAAAAAAUAUGUGGGAGAAGAGCUGGCUUAGUCAGAUAUAGACGCUUCUCAGUCUGCUCAAGCCACUACCAAUGAACUGGCUCCAUCUGAAACAUCGGAUCCAUAGAUAAAAUAAAAGAAAGGCACAUGCA